AUGUCCGAACCUAGCUUUACCACGGCUGAAGAUGGUAUUGAGCUAAUAUGGCGUAGUGUCGUUCAUGCGAAGGCCUCCGGUGCGUGGGGAGAAUUCGAAGUCACCAAUGACAUCUCCAAAUACACAUGUGCAAAAUUCCUGAAUACCGUCGGAAAAAAGACUCCGGUCCUCUGGCGGUUGAGUACAACUGCCGGCGAGCGUGGCGCUGCAGACACCGUUCGUGAUGUGCGAGGCUUUGCUGUCAAGUUCUUUACAGAGGAGGGAAACCACGACAUCGUUGGAAAUCAUAUUKUACAAUUCCCAUCCCUCAACCGAAGCCACAAGCGUGAUCCUGCAACUAACCGUCCAAAUUGGACUAUGUUUUGGGACUUUCAUGUCAACCAACCCGAAAGUGUCCACGCUUUGAUGCACGUCUUCGGCUCCCGUACCGUGCCAGACUCUAUCCGCCGCGUUACAGGUUUUGGCGUACAUACCUUCAAGCUCGUUGCAGCUGAUGGUAAAAUUCGCUACUGCAAAUUCCACUUCAAGCCUACCGCUGGAGUCACUUCUUGGUCGGCACAAGAUGCCGCUCGAAUGGCCGGUGUCAACCCUGACUUCCACGGUCAGGACCUCUGGGACGCCAUUGUUCGAGGAGAGUACCCUUGCUGGAAGCUCUACUUGCAGGUGAUGGAGCCUGAACAAGCCGAAAACUACGGCCGAGCUCUUUUUGACAUCACCAAAGUCUGGCCUCACAAGGACUUUCCGUUGAUUGAAGUCGGCAAAAUGACUUUGAAUAAAAAUCCUGAAAACUACUUUGCCGAGAUUGAACAAGCCGCCUUUACUCCCGCUAACAUGGUCCCGGGCGUUGCCAUGACACCGGAUCCCAUGUUGCAAGCGCGUAUGUUUGCCUAUGCCGAUGCCGCACGAUAUCGCCUCGGUGUAAACUACACUCAACUCCCACCCAACCGUGCUAUCUGUCCUGUGUUUGCCCCCUUUGAGCGUGAUGGCUAUGGAACCAUUACCCGUAAUUACGGUGGCGAGCCCAACUACGUACGCAGCACACUGGGCACCGGCCGGGUCAGUCAGAAGGCUGUUUACAAUUCGGCCGUCACCGAGCGUAUCGAGAGUCACGCUAUCUUGGCCCAGAAUGAGAUUCAUCUCGAUGACGAGGAUUACAUCCAGCCACGCGAGUUGUGGACUAGAGUCUUUGACGAUAAGGAGAGACGAUUGUGGAUUUCCAACGUUGCAGAGACGCUUGAGACUGUCCCUCCUCAGUUACGGGCUGCUGUCGCUGCAAUGUUCAGCAAUGUGGACGCUCGUAUUGGUCAAGCUUUAUCUGCGGAGGUCAAAAGUAGAGCUCAUAUUUGA
Molecule: messenger RNA, 1347 nt
Organism: Talaromyces amestolkiae
Lineage: Eukaryota; Fungi; Ascomycota; Eurotiomycetes; Eurotiales; Trichocomaceae
Exons: 6
Coding region: 1-1347 (448 amino acids)
Biological process (GO): hydrogen peroxide catabolic process; response to hydrogen peroxide
Cellular component (GO): peroxisome; cytoplasm; mitochondrion
Molecular function (GO): heme binding; catalase activity
Source: RefSeq, a predicted model, not a curated record